Phoenix dactylifera (date palm) is the source of this 1536-nucleotide messenger RNA. Its product is annotated as PRA1 family protein A1-like. Lineage: Eukaryota; Viridiplantae; Streptophyta; Magnoliopsida; Arecales; Arecaceae. The record is from RefSeq and is a predicted model, not a curated record. Gene Ontology annotation, cellular component: membrane.
GACGGGCAGAAGCCCUCUUUUCUCUGGAAGCAGCGGCGAAACUCGAUCCAAAACCAAACCUCCUUCUUCUUCCACUCCUCCAUCCGGAGAAGGAGAGACCAUAUCUUUUCCCUCGAAUUCGAAAUCCUCCUCUAGUCUUUCUUUGUCGCAUCCGAUUUCGUUCAUAUUCGCCUCUCCGUCUCCUUCGAGGUCGGAACUGCCGAUUUCUAGGGCUUCUUCCAACACACACCCACACACACACACACACACACACACACACACACACACAGAGAGAGAGAGAGAGAGAGAGAGAGAGAGUAAUCGAUGGAUUGGGGGAACGUGACGACGGAGGAUCUGAUCGACGCCCUUCGAGAAGUGGACUGGUCUUCCCCUCCGCGCCCGGUCUCCGAAUUCUUCUCCAGAUUCACCGUCCCCAGAUCCUACUCCAAAUGGAGCAGUCGAUUAAAGUGCAACCUAUACUAUUACCGGACGAAUUACUUUGUCAUGAUCAUAUUUAUUCUUGGGAUGGGAUUUCUAUUAAGGCCUCUUGCCAUUCUGGCUACUAUUUUGACAGGCCUGAGUAUUGCAAUCCUUAAUGAUAGCUUUGCAGUUACUUUUAAUGAGAAGGUAACAAGAACUGUCAGACAGUUUUCUCCACAUUUAGCUGUAAAGUUGAGGCCACCUAUAACGCCUGUUCUUCGUGGGCGGCCAUCUGCAAAAAGAGCGAUUCAUAUAUGUGGAUGGCCUCGUUGGGUUUUCGUCUUAGUAUUCUCAGCAGCCAGUUGCAUCCUCUGGUUAACCUCUUGUAGGCUCCUUACUGUUCUUUGGGCACUUCUCAUUGGACUGCUUGCGACACUACUUCAUGCAAGCUUUAGAACACCAAAUCUGAAAGCACGUCUGAACACAUUUCGUGAGGAGUUCCGAGCAGUGUGGCGCAAUUAUAGUGAGCUGUAAUGGUGGUCCUGCUGAGGACUUGGGCGCUAUCACAACGUCAAAAUUCAUUAAUUUCUGUGGACGGUUGAUCUGCCUUUAUUAUAAAGGUGCAGACCUGUUGUGGAGCGUACUAUAGACCAUUAACGGUUCUAAUUUCUGCAGAACCUUUUCUGUCCCAUUUAUGAAGAAACUAUGAAUCAUAAGCGGUAAGCUGUAGUCUCUCAGUAGCGGUCACCUGUUACUUGAUUCUGUAAUAUUUACUACUAGAAGGUUCUAUUAUGCUGCUGAAAUGAUUCAAAUCCAUCAGAUGGUUAGAGAUAUGUCAUGCAAGGUGUUUGCUUAGAAUCUGUAUUGUGUGGUAUGUUUUCUUGUUUUAAUUCUGUGUAAUCUGGCUAGGAUGGAUGGAUUGUUGGCAUUACAUCUUGAAGAACAUUUGACCGAGCAGCAAAUCCCCCUUUGUUCUCUGAAUCUUGACAAUGGAAUCUGGACUGUUUCAGCUGAUUGCUCUUUAAAACCAUGUAAUGACCGUAAUUAUGCAUUGUAAUUAUUGUCUGUAGUCAAAUUCUGUUUCUCACUAAACCCUUUGGAAAGGUGCAGUUGACGAGAUUUUGGGUAAAAAGAAAA